Callorhinchus milii (elephant shark) is the source of this 557-nucleotide messenger RNA. RefSeq names its product ADP-ribosylation factor-like protein 6-interacting protein 4. Bases 72 to 410 code for a protein of 112 amino acids. NCBI's taxonomy places the organism in Eukaryota, Metazoa, Chordata, Chondrichthyes, Chimaeriformes, Callorhinchidae. The record is from RefSeq and is a predicted model, not a curated record. The transcript has 4 exons.
AGAGUCUUAACCGUCCCAACCCUCACCCUCACGCAGUCACCUGAGAGCGACUCGAUAGCGGCGGCGGAACCAUGGAGUGUGCGGAGAAAGCCGAUAACGUGGAAUGGGGAUUUGGUUUUGGAGACAAGAAAGACAAAGACAAGGACAAGAAAUGCGACAAAGACAAAAGCAAAGACAAGAAAUGCGACAAAGACAAAAGGAAAGGCAAGAAAUGUAAAGAUAAAGAUGGCAAAGUGAAGAAGCACAAAGAGCACAAGAAGAGAAAAGACGGUGACUGCAGCAGCUCGAGUUCAAGCUCCAGCUCCAGCUCCAGUUCCAGCUCCAGCUCCGGCUCUGACAGCGACGACGGGAAGGGUGGAUGCAAAGAAAAGAAAAAGAAGGGAAAGAAGGAAAAACAGUGCAAAACGUGAUCAGCUCGGUUCCCUCUUCACAGUUCUGCCGCCCUUCACACUGCCCACUCCCCAACCCACCUCCGCUAGACCGGCUCUGGCCUCCCGCUCGUCCGUCGUCCCCUCCGCUCCACCAUCAGCGGCCGCGCUUUCAGCCACUACGCUCUG